Messenger RNA from Spodoptera litura, 2144 nucleotides. RefSeq names its product leukotriene A-4 hydrolase. Gene Ontology annotation, biological process: peptide catabolic process; proteolysis. Gene Ontology annotation, molecular function: epoxide hydrolase activity; zinc ion binding; metallopeptidase activity. Lineage: Eukaryota; Metazoa; Arthropoda; Insecta; Lepidoptera; Noctuidae. Gene Ontology annotation, cellular component: cytosol. The record is from RefSeq and is a predicted model, not a curated record.
CAAAUUAGAAAAAGUAAAAUGUCACUUUCCGCUAAAGUGGUCACGCGGGUUUUUCAAUUGAAUUUGCGAAAUAAUGUAUCAAAUAUUAGACAAAGAACAUGUUCAGUCAUUUUACAAAAACCUAGACAUUAUUAUGAUACCAUUUUUAGGUCAAAACUGUUUGAUACAAACCAAUAUUUUUAUCCCAACAUGUCAACAAACAUUGCAGCAGCGGAACGUAAAAUCAGAGCCAUGGGUGCCUUGAGUCCUCUUGAUCCGUCUUCAUUCUCGCGGCCUGAGCAAGCGAUUAUAAGACAUAUAUCGCUCAAUUUGAACGUUGACUUUGCGAAGCACGUUCUACAGGGAUACGCUAAGAUUGACUUCGAUAUCUUGGAAGAUAUUAACAGUCUGAUACUAGAUGCCAGCAACCUUUCAAUAUCAUCUAUCGAAGCGGACGAUGGCUCGCAACUACAGUACAAAUUGGGAGAACAUGUGCCCAACAUGGGGUCCAAACUCACUAUAUUGUUGCCAAAACAGCAUACUGCUGGAGAAAAGCUAAAAGUUAAAAUAACAUACUCUACUGACCCUCAAGCGUCUGCCUUGCAAUGGCUGGAACCGGAACAGACGUCUGGCAAGAAACACCCAUACCUCUUCAGUCAAUGUCAGCCGAUCCACGCUAGAUCCAUCCUGCCCUGCCAAGAUACUCCUGCCGUGAAGUUUACCUACGAUGCGGAAGUCACUGCUCCUGAGGAGUUUACAGUGCUGAUGAGUGCGUUGAGAGGAGAGGCCAGGAGUAACAGGACUACGUUCAGGCAACCCAUGCCACUGCCUUCGUACCUGGUGGCUAUUGCCGUUGGAGUACUCGAAUCCAGGACGCUUGGACCAAGAUCGCGAGUGUGGUCAGAGAAAGAAGAGAUUGAGCGCAGUGCGUGGGAGUUCGCGGAGACUGAGAAGUACCUCCAAGCGGCUGAGAAGCUGUGUGGACCGUAUGAGUGGUCGGAGUAUGACCUCUUAGUGCUACCUCCCUCCUUCCCCUAUGGAGGCAUGGAGAACCCUUGCUUGACCUUCGUUACGCCUACGCUUUUGGCGGGCGACAGGAGCCAAGCUGAUGUCAUAGUCCAUGAGAUAAUGCACAGUUGGACAGGCAACUUGGUCACUAACAGGAACUUUGAGCAUUUCUGGUUGAAUGAGGGUUUCACCGUGUUCCUGGAGAGGAAGGUCGGGGCCUCACUCAUCAAUGACUCCGUUGAGGCCAAGAGGAGCCGAGACUUCCAGAGCUUGCUUGGUUUACAAGAGCUCAGUGAAGCGAUCAAUGAUGUUCUUGGCUCUUCGAACCCGCUGACGAAGCUGGUGGUAGACCUAAACGGAGUACACCCUGAUGAUGCGUUUUCUACGGUUCCAUAUGAGAAAGGAUCUCUGUUUUUGAGGUAUUUGGAGAAUCUUGUCGGUGGACCUGCGGUAUUCGAUGACUUCCUCCGUGCCUACCUGACGAAGUUCAGAAAGAAGUCCCUGGACACAGACCAGUUCAAGGCGUUCCUGCUGGAGUACUUCAAGGACAACCAGGCCAUCAAGCAAGUGGACUGGGACUCCUGGCUACACAAGAGUGGGAUGCCGCCGAUAAUUCCUGACUACGACACUACAAUGACGAAAGCAAUAUCGGCGCUGCUCGUCAAGAUUGAUGACUCGAACGCUUCCCUUUCAUACGAGGACGUGGCCAACUUUACUCCUCACCAGAUGAUCCACAUGCUGCAGCAACUCAUUGACAGACCAGCGCUACCUAUCGAAAGACUCACCGCACUCGGCAAGGAGUACAAAGUUAAUGGCAACAAGAAUACUGAGAUUUUGUAUAGAUGGCUGAGACUGUGCAUAAGAAGCCGAGACGACACCAAACUCCAGGAAGUGUUCCAGUUCGUGAACAGCCAAGGUCGCAUGAAGUACGUUCGUCCAGUUUACCGAGACCUCUAUGCCUGGGAGGACGUCAGGGAACGAGCCAUCGACAAUUUCAUCAAAAACGAAAAGUAUAUGAUGCACGUGUCUGCUUACACCCUCAGAAAGGACCUCCACCUUGACGAGAAGACGAAAAAUACUGAAUAGUAUAUUUUUACAUAUUGUAUUAUGUAAGAUAGUGUAACUAUAAUUUUAUGCCAUAAUAUUGAUUUCAAUAA